Molecule: messenger RNA, 1179 nt
Organism: Maylandia zebra (zebra mbuna)
Lineage: Eukaryota; Metazoa; Chordata; Actinopteri; Cichliformes; Cichlidae
Product: tetraspanin-8
Biological process (GO): regulation of vascular endothelial growth factor signaling pathway
Cellular component (GO): plasma membrane
Source: RefSeq, a predicted model, not a curated record
CGGCAGAAAAGCUGCACAUUCUUACACUCUGGGUUACAACCUCACUGCAUCACCUCUAAAAAUUGAAGAUGGGGAAAAUUAAUGGAUGUCUCAAGUGCAUUUUUGUCUUCUUCAAUGUGCUUUUUGCAAUAGUUGGAUUUGGGCUGAUUUACGGAUUGCUACAGACCUCUACCCAUAAGGAGGAGUUCUCAUCACUUGAUUUGCCAGACAUGAUUUGGGGUUGGUUGUUUGCCAUCGGCGUCCUCGGUAUUUCCUCUCUGGGAAUCUUUGCUACGUGCUGUGAGUCAAUCAUCGGCCUCAAACUAUUUGCAAGCUUCAUGGGGAUUGGAAUGAUCAUCAUGUUUUAUGGUGGCAUCAAUGUAGCGACAGGAAGAAAUGAGAUAGAGACUGCCCUCCAGAAUGAACUACAAAAGGCCAACAUAAGAGAAGAAGUCAUUAGAAGUAUGGUUGAGAAGAUACAGUCAAAUUUUCAUUGCUGUGGAAUUAGGAACGCCACAGACUGGGGUAAUAAUAUCCCUGACUCCUGUGAAUGCAUUUCUUCAAAUACUGGAUAUGCAAUGAAUGGAAGAUCCAACUCACUUAGAUGCAAAUCCAAGCCUCAGGGAACCAGUGGCCCACAUGAAAUCUAUGAACAGCCCUGCUAUGACAUUAUCCUUGAACUUUUGAACCUUUUCUUUAACAUCCUGUUUGGCUUCUUCUUUGGAUUUGCUGUUAUAGCACUGCUGGGCCUGCUCAUUACCAUCUGCAUGAUUAAUCAGGUCAAAAGUGACGACAGUAGAGGAUCCAUGUACUUGAGGAAAUAUUAAAGGGAGCCACCACACCACAUGUCCUCUGGCCUUUGGGUUAUAGUGCAUCAACAGGAGUCGUGAUCAGGAUGUCACCUCGUUUUUAUUUCACUGUGUUUUACUCACAAAAAAAAGAGAGAGUGAGAAAAGAAAAAAAUAGUAAUAUGUGCUUUGUAAGUAAUGUCUUUCUUUUCCUUCCAGUUUUUUAACAUACCAAGCAUAGCUUUAAAAGCAAAAAUUUAUUUUCUGAAAAGCUUUGUAACUUUUUUGUUAUUUGAUGAUUUUCAGUGUUUAGUCAUCUUAAAUAGAGACCAAUUAUAGUAAAGAAAUUAGAUCUCAAAAUCGGACUCUCUGUCUCUCGAUUUCUUAUAAGUACCAGUGAAAAGUUUGGACA